This is a messenger RNA of Plasmodium cynomolgi strain B, 588 nucleotides long. RefSeq names its product early transcribed membrane protein. NCBI's taxonomy places the organism in Eukaryota, Apicomplexa, Aconoidasida, Haemosporida, Plasmodiidae. The transcript has a single exon. The annotation marks the transcript as partial. The record is from RefSeq and is a predicted model, not a curated record.
UUAUUAAUUUUGUGCGCUAGUCGGAUCCUAUCGUCAACUGAAAAGGAUUUAGCGCCAUUAAAAAAUAUCGAUGAUACUUUGGCAGCAAAAAAUAGGAAGAAAAAAAUUUAUUACUCUUUAAUAUCUUCGAGCAUAUUUGUCUUUGUUGCCAUAGCACUGGGAAUUGGGUUUUAUAUAAAUGAAAAAGAAAAAGAAUAUUAUUUUCAAAAAUAUACCCUGGUUAAGGAUAAACGAUUUCAGUUUGAAAAUCCAAGAGAUGGACAAAUGCCAAGUACCAGCAGAGAAUAUGUGGAGCCACCAGGAAUAAAUAAAGUAAAUAUAAAAGGACCACUAGUCGAAAACACAAACGAAAAUGAUGUUCCUUUAAAAAAAUUUAAUAUCUUUUUGGACAAUGCAAGGAUAGCCAUGCGGCACCAUUUUAGUAAUUUAUCAACGCCACAACAGGAGUAUUAUGUAAAGGACCGGGAUUAUAUAAGAAAGAUUGUGCAAUCUGUGGAGGAAAGAAGAAAUAUCCAGCUGUCCAGGAUGCAAGAAGACUUGGCCGUUUUGAACAUGGAGGAAUUUCUACAGAAAAUUUCGAAAGAGUAG